UUAGCGCGAGCUGUCCACUGAGGUAUAAAAGAACGGAGCUGUCGGGCGGUGUUUGUGGGAUUGCAGGGGAAAGAGCCACGAAAAACGCUAUCCCCCCUCAAAGACAUGAAACGGCUGUGCAUAUGUGAGAUCUGCAGCUGUGGACGCCAUCGCUGCCCCCACCGACCCACAGCUCUGUAUGGAAAGCCCAAUAUGACAUGUGUCCUGACAGAGUACACAGAGAAGUACCCUGCCUAUGGAGGAUACAACCCGCCCCAGAGCCUGAAACCCAAGCCUGUUAACCACGGUGACCGGGGGAGAAUGGAUGGAACUACUACAUUCAAGACUGACUUUAUUCCCUACGUGGUGACUCGACGGCCGGGGAAACAGCAGGCGGAGUACAAACCCAAACCUGGAGACAUAGAUCUGGGAACCACCUACAAACAGGACUACAGCCUUUAUGAGGUCCAACCCUUCGCCCCUUCCAGACCCAGCGAGAGGGUAUACGCAACAGGGCACAAAAUGGAUACAGUGCCUACGUACAAAGAGGAUUUCCGACAGUGGGAGAUGUGCAAGCGGGAGCUGAAGAAACCCGACCUGACCUACCACCCGCCAGACGCCAAGUUCGACGGCCACACCACCUUCCAGGACGACUUCCUCCCCCGAGGCCUUGCCCCCAGACAGAGCUUCAAACCCUCCAGUAUCCCCAAAAUAUCCGAUACCCCCUUCGAUGGGGUGACCAGUAACCAGCAGUGCUAUGUGUCCCACCCUCUGGAGGCACGCUGGGUGAAGGUUCCAGAGCCCUAUAAACCCAGUAGCCAGCCCCUUCAAGACCUCACCACCAACCGAAGAGACUAUCAGGGCCUGCCAGGACAGCUGCCCCAGAGCUAUAAGCCUAACCCUGGAAAGGUGACGUCUGACGUUCCCUUUCAGAGCAGCACAGAGUUUAAGGAGCGUUUCCAGCAGUGGCCCGUGUCCCUGCCUCAGCUGCACAAGAGCCUGCAGUACGUCAGCCCCACAGAGCACAUGGAUAUGAGCACCACGUCUGGUGCAGACUACGUCCAACACAACAUCCAGCCCUUCAUCUCUGCCAAGCCCUUCAAUCGGCCCACCAAGUCAUCAGCUCCAUUCCAGGUCUGCACCACUAUGAGGGAUGACUACCAGCCUUGGGAGGUCAAGAGACAGGCCAUGAUCAAGAAGCCUGAGGAGAUGCCGAGAGCCACCGGACAGAUGGACCACCUCACCACCUUCAAGGCCCAUUUUACACCCCACGAACUGCAGCCCAAUGUGAGCUUCAAGCCAGCUCACGCCCCCAUGAGGGCUGAUGCCCCAAUGGAGGGCGGCACCAUGUACAGCACAGAGUUCACCCCCAAGAGGAUCAGCGUUUGUCCAGCUAGCUACGACUCCCCGCCGGGCUUCGUGUUUGAGGACAGCGACGACAGGGGACAUAGGUUCUACAGGAAGUUGCCAUCUAAGGACAUGAACAAGAUGGCCGCCGGCAUGGCGGUGGCUGUGGUGUCAUAACGUAUGACCAUGAUAUUUGGUGACCAAUGCUUUUAAUCUUAAAAAGAGCGUGUGAAGGCAAAACUACUUUUGUUAGGUCUGUUAUGUUUUUCAUUUUAUUUUCCUACUACCUGUAUAGUAAUUGAUAGUAAAUAUCAAUGAUGUGAUAAUGAAAUGGAACCAACAAUUAUGAACAAGUCACAAACAGGCCAUUAUAAUAUAAACUUCCCUGUAUUGUGGUUGAUGGUUUCGAUUGAAUAGUUGGAUAAUCUUUCUUUUACAAAUUUGCGAAUCAUUAGUAAUUAAAACAAGCACUUCAUUUCUUAAUCAAUUAAUUAUCCUUGUGUAUCUAUGUGCCAAAUUCUGCAUAAAGUCACCACACUCACACAAUUAUUGAAAUUCACAAACAUAAUGCAGAACUUUCAGGGGAAAUUUUCAUAGUCCAAAAUAAUUGUUCAAAGUGCAAAAGACAUACCGAAAACUUCAUUAUAAUCUUGCAGUGUGAUUUAAUUUGAAGGGGGCGAUUUUUAAACUAGAGUUUAGAAAAAAGCUAUAGAAAAAUAGUGGCUCCUUUAUAAUGCACAUUGUAGGAAAACGUUUCAUAUAAAAUCACACUGACAGAUUGAGUCUUAUGGUAAUUUUUGCUCAAUGCUUUUAAACUAGGAACAUGUCUCCCUCUGUGUGUUAUAAUGAGUAUUACCAAACAAAAUGUCAGGUGAUCAAACUGUCUUUAUUAUCUUAGUAUGUUGUCUUUCUAGAGCACUUAAAAGUUUUGUUCCAUAAACAUCUUCAUGAUGUUCCUUCAAUCCAGUUAGGAUUCUACAAACGGUAUCCAUGUCAACACCCAAUGUUAUGGUAACGUUAUCGAUAUGUUGUCGUAAAUAUCAGUAGCAUUGAUUAUUGUCAGUAUGCAUUUGUUUGAGUGAGUGGCACUUGAUAAUGUAUCUGCAAAACACAUGACAUGUCUCUACAAAUCAUUGGUGAUUGCAGGUAAAUGCAUGAGAAUAAAACCAGAAGGGAAAGGUAUUAAACAUACCUGUGAUCCAACAGCAAGUGCUUAUUAAUGUACUGUACGGUUUAUAUCCAGUCUUUUAAACAGGCGUUAAGACAUCUACAUAAGGUAAGAAAAUAAAGUCCCACAAAAAAUCUACAUACUCUCAAUGUACAAUAUUGCACUUAAAAACACAGUAUUUACAAGACAUUUUACAAUGCAGCACAUUGGUUGGAUAACCAAAACAAUAGUAAAAAGGAACAGACCCCAUUUUUCAAACAGAGAAAUAUGACAGUCAUGUUUUCUCUCGGGGGCCCAUUCUAAAUGGCACUGUAUUCCCUACAUAGUGCACUACUUUUGAUCAGUACUGCAGUAUGUAGGGCAGUGGUGGUGGGCAGGGCCCGGAACAUCAUAGAAAUGUGUACAAUGCAAAUGGACCACAAGCAAGCAGAAAAAUAGAUUGAAUUGGAAAAUAACAAUAAGUUCAUACCUUGAUUACAUUGAGACACGAUCACAUAUGUCUCUCUUGUUAUUAAUGGGAAUAGAUUUUGGCCCGGCGUCCACCUGUUUCCGACCCCUGAUGUAGGGAAUAUGAUUGGGUGCCAUUGGGAACACAACCCAUACCUCUCUCGGUCACUGCAGGGCCUAUUUAUUCCAAACAGUGAUAAUUUCUGUGGACAAUAAUUAUCUCACAUAAUACAUACUACUGUAUGCACUGUACUCUGAUGAAUAUGUUUAAAAUGUAUGUACACAUUGAAUGUUAACUGUUAUGGCAAAUAUGCAAUAUCCAAUAAAUAAUUUUGAAACCGC
This is a messenger RNA of Salmo salar (Atlantic salmon), 3283 nucleotides long. Its product is annotated as stabilizer of axonemal microtubules 2. The record is from RefSeq and is a predicted model, not a curated record. Lineage: Eukaryota; Metazoa; Chordata; Actinopteri; Salmoniformes; Salmonidae. Gene Ontology annotation, cellular component: axonemal microtubule; ciliary basal body; centriole. Gene Ontology annotation, molecular function: microtubule binding.